AAGUUACAGAUGACAAUACUCUAUUGAAUGCAUCCAAAGUUUCUGCAUUAUUAUCAAAGAAGAAUAUGAAACGAUCAUCCAAGCGAUUGAAUAGAUCGAUCGUCUCUAACCUGUUCCUAUCGCUAAUUCCAGCAAAGUUACUUAAGUGCUAAGACGAAGAUAAUAGAGCAGGCGAAGGAAGCAAUUCGUCGGUCGAAGACGGAAGCACGCAAAGCUUGGAAGUCGAUUCACGGAGGAAACACAACAGAUUCGAGGAAGGACGCUCUCAAGGUUGGGGUUAGGAUUGAGAAUAUGGGAAAAGGCUGGUGGAUGCAGAAUUUCUCGAGUGCUUGGAUUCGCCUUUCCCGAUAACGAUGGCUGCAAAGGAGAUCCAAAGGGAGCUUGCCAGACGAACGAAGCUGGUUUCUCCUUAUUAACGAAGGAAUUCUUGCGAUCUAGUUCAGAAAUCGAAAUUGUUCGAAGCCUGAAAUUACGCAAUUAAAUAGGGAAGAACAAGAAGAAAGUUUGACGAAAGGUUGAAAUUACAAAUUAAACUCGUGCAGCAACAAAGGGAGGACGCACUCGAUGGAAAAAAAGCUCGAAUCGACAAACCGGUCGAACGUGGCUAUGACACAAAACCUCCGAUCGAACGUCCUUUAAAGCCCCACGAAAAAUGAAGCCAUCGAAAGAACGAGAACUAAAAAAACAGAGCUACAGCGCAGAAGGAAAAAGAAGAUCGCACGAGCCGGAAAAAUCUGUCAAACGCACGAACCACCCCAUCGACUCUCCUGGCAUUCGAUAGAGCGCUAAAAAAUCAGUCUCCGAUAAGGCUACUCUCCAUCUGAAACCACGGGCAACAAAACCGAAAAUCCAAACAGAUGUCCGGGUUUUGUUACACAACGAAAUAGAAAUAAGAACCAGCACCGCCGACAAGAAACGACAAAACGAACCGUUGUGAAUCAACUAGGUGGUAUAUCGGAGGGAGCACGACGAUGGAUCGUGGCAACAUGCGACACAAAAGAGGUUGAUGGACGAGAGAAAGGCGUUUGAAGAGAAAGUGACAAGGAUAAAGAAUGGAAAUGCGACGUUUCGAAGAUCGUAAGGAGCGAGAUGCGACGAGAGAUUCAGGAUAUUCGUCGAAGAAACCGAACAGAGAGAAAAGCGGUUGCGAUGGAAGAGGGCGAGGACGUGACGCCGGCGCGAGAGGAACCCCGUAGGUCAAGGUCGUGGCAGGUGGCGUCGAGCCCCGUGGUGAGACACUCCUACGCCACUGCAUCCUGGGGAGCAGGAGCGAGGCAACGAUUGUCGGAUCGACGCAGAACAGCAACGAUCGAAGAGCAGGAAAGAGGGGGCCCAACAGGGUACAACGUGGUGGUGGAAAUAUAAGGCGCGACGAGUGGCGGGCCUCGGUCAGUCCGUUAGUGGUACCUACGCCUUCAAGGUCCGCGUCCUUGAAGCGAACACACUCGUUCUCGAUCUACCUGAGAGAGUAGCCAAAGAUCUCAGGGCGCCCGCGAGCGCUGUUCCUCGAUCUCGACUUCUUUUCCGGAAGUGGUGCCGGGAAACUCGCGAGCUCUUCGUUCGAAUACCCAAAACGGCCCCCAUCUGAUCAUCCCAUCGUCGAAUUCGACACGAGUGAAACACAGGCCAGUAGGACGCGUGGAUAAGUCAGAGUCUCGUGAGUCACGGAACCUCCAUCGGGAACCGGAAGCGCCGUUCCUUCCGUUGGACGAGGAUGAGGUCCUCGCUGGUGCUGCUGUUCCUGGCAGCCAUCGUUCUCGCCGAAGGCUCGAAUCGCGUGAAGCGACAGGAGGAGAAGAAAGAAGAGAGCUUCGAAAGCGAGAUCUGCAAGGACAAGGAUGCGGGCGAAUGGUUCAGAUUGGUGGCGGGAGAGGGUGACAACUGUCGUGACGUGAUUCAGUGCACCAGUUCGGGUCUUCAGGCCAUCAGGUGUCCCGCGGGACUGUAUUUCGAUAUCGAUAAACAGACCUGCGACUGGAAAGACUCGGUGAACAACUGCAAACUGAAGAACAAAGAAAGAAAAGCGAAACCUCUGCUUUACACCGAGGAACCGCUCUGUCAAGAUGGCUUCCUCGCUUGCGGCGACGGCUCUUGCAUCGAGAGAGGUCUUUUCUGUAACGGGGAAAAGGAUUGCGCUGACGGAUCCGACGAGAAUAUUUGCGAUAUGGACAACGACCCGAACAGAGCGCCACCCUGUGACCCUACAGUCUGCGUUCUACCCGAUUGCUUCUGUUCCGAGGACGGUACCACGAUCCCCGGAGACCUACCUCCCAAGGACGUACCGCAGAUGAUCACUAUCACGUUCGAUGAUGCCAUCAAUAACAAUAAUAUCGGACUGUACAAAGAGAUCUUCAACGGAAAACGCAAGAACCCAAACGGUUGCGAAAUCAAGGCCAGCUUCUUCGUCUCGCACAAGUACACCAACUACUCGGCUGUCCAGGAAAUGCACAGGAAAGGACACGAGAUCGCCGUUCACUCUAUCUCUCACAACGACGACGAACGUUUCUGGUCAGACGCGACGGUGGACGAUUGGGCUAAAGAAAUGGCUGGUAUGAGGAUCAUCGCGGAGAAAUUCGCUAAUUUAACGGACAACAGCGUGGUCGGUGUGAGGGCUCCGUAUCUCAGAGUCGGUGGAAACAAUCAGUUCACGAUGAUGGAAGAACAAGCAUUCCUUUACGAUUCCACCAUCACCGCGGCCUUGAACAACCCACCGCUAUGGCCUUACACGAUGUACUUCAGAAUGCCGCACCGUUGCCAUGGAAACCUUCAACACUGUCCAACGAGGUCGCACGCAGUCUGGGAGAUGGUGAUGAACGAGUUGGACCGCCGCGAAGACCCACAGAACGACGAAUACCUUCCCGGUUGCGCCAUGGUAGACUCGUGCAGCAACAUCCUAACCGGCGACCAAUUCUACAAUUUCCUAAACCACAACUUUGACCGACAUUACGAACAAAACCGCGCUCCCUUGGGCCUCUACUUCCACGCAGCCUGGCUGAAGAACAAUCCCGAAUUCUUGGACGCGUUCCUUUAUUGGAUCGACGAGAUUCUGUCCAACCACAACGACGUUUACUUCGUGACGAUGACCCAAGUGAUCCAGUGGAUCCAGAAUCCUCGCACGAUAACAGAAUCGAAGAGUUUCGAGCCGUGGAAGGAGAAGUGUAUCGUGGACGGGCCUCCCGCUUGUUGGGUUCCCCACACCUGCAAACUCACCUCGAAAGAGGUUCCUGGAGAGACCAUCAACCUUCAGACCUGCGUACGUUGCCCGAAUAACUAUCCAUGGGUGAACGAUCCGACCGGUGACGGGUUCUUCUAAGGCCACAGUGUCGCGUUCCUCCUUCUCGUCUAAGUCAAACCCUCUGAUUCUCCUCUUGCCUGUCGUUUUGGGCGUUCACCUUUGAUCUUUCUUCGAUCCCUCUCAUUCUCGUCCUGCCAUUGGUCGAUUAUCCUUCACGAGUUUCACGGUGGACGUGGGGUCGUCGGCGACGUUUUCGAUCGGGGAACACGGUCGGGUGGGCUUUCACGAAGAUUACUUCCGUUACGAGAUACAGGGUAGUUGUAUAAAAUUUUUAACGGAGCCUUUUGCUAGACUGUUUUUAGAGGAACAGUUAUUAACAGAGGAUGUAACAGAAAGGGGCUCGAAGACGUGAUUGUCGAUAAAGAUGAGAAUCGAGCUCUCCCGAUCGGUUCGUCGACGAAAACCGUCCAUCAAUCACGUCACCAACGAUCUGUGAUAACUUUCAUGCGGCUCGAGAUUCAGCGACCAGGACGACGAACGCAACGACGAACGCGACAACGAACGCGACGACGAACGCGACGACGAACGCGACGACGAACGACGAUACAGCGAACUAUUCUUUUUCUCUAUUUUCUCUUCCAUUUCUCUCCCAUUUCUCUCCCAAACCCACGACGAUUUCACCCUGGCCUCCACGAAACCUGACCUGGAGAGAAACGACGCGAUCGUAACGCGAACACGACGUAAAAAAGGAAAAGUAAAACAAAACAAGGAUUAUUAUCAUCGUGUGUAAUAUAUGAACGCGUGUCUCAGCCUGUCCCUGAAAAAAAGACGGAUCCCUGACACAUGGACGGAGGACACGACGGAUUUAGCUGGGAGGUCGGGCUGCGGUUGUCCUGUUGACCCCAGGAAAAAUGAAAAUAAAAAUCGAUGAUCCCUCAGCGACCGCCAGAACUCCCUGUCACAAAAUGGCGGACACCCUUAUUUUUAAAGGGUUAGCCAAACUUUUAUAUAUAUAUAUAUAAAUAACUAUAUAUAUAUAUAAAUAUAAAAUAUCGUGUAUGUAUAUUUUUUAAAGCUAAGUAAUAAUUAUCAAUUUUACGUUCUCGAUGGAAUCUUUAAUAAAAGAGAAACCGGCGGAAUA
This is a messenger RNA of Bombus huntii, 4376 nucleotides long. RefSeq names its product chitin deacetylase 1 (gene serp). The transcript has 6 exons. Lineage: Eukaryota; Metazoa; Arthropoda; Insecta; Hymenoptera; Apidae. The coding region runs from base 1715 to 3313 and encodes 532 amino acids. Gene Ontology annotation, cellular component: extracellular region. Gene Ontology annotation, biological process: carbohydrate metabolic process. The record is from RefSeq and is a predicted model, not a curated record. Gene Ontology annotation, molecular function: hydrolase activity, acting on carbon-nitrogen (but not peptide) bonds; protein binding; chitin binding.